AUGGUCAUCCCUAGCAAAGCUCUUUUUACUGGCAUCGCAUUUGGCCUUAUUGGGCCAGGUAGCGCACUCUACGACGAGCCAAAUCAGAGAGUAGGUUACAAUCCACUUGUAACUGAGUGGAAUGGCCCAGACUCCAAUCUUACUGCCACUAUUGGCCUUGUCGAUGCCAGCUAUGUCUCGCACUUCGACACCCGUCGCCAGAUCGACGUAACGGCAUGGGCUGACGUUGUCGGAGCUGGAGGUACUGUUGUUAUAGCAGCAAACUCUGCUGUCGGAAUCUACAGCUUCAUCACCGAUCUGAUCAAGAGCAAAGCAAACUCAAACUCUUGCAGUAUGACUACCGGCACACUCAGACGGUCACUAUGUCGAGGGCUAUGCCUACCAGGCUACCACCAGCGGCCACGAUUGCAAGACGACAUCUGA
Messenger RNA from Fusarium pseudograminearum CS3096, 423 nucleotides. RefSeq lists its product as uncharacterized. Bases 1 to 423 code for a protein of 140 amino acids. NCBI's taxonomy places the organism in Eukaryota, Fungi, Ascomycota, Sordariomycetes, Hypocreales, Nectriaceae. The transcript has a single exon. The record is from RefSeq and is a predicted model, not a curated record.